AUGGCGGGCAAAUCUCGGUUCACGCGACUCGACGCCUUCGCCAAAACUGUGGAAGAUGCGCGGAUACGGACGAGAUCUGGUGGAGUUGUCACCAUAGCCGCAUUGCUUAUUGUUAUCUAUUUGGUUUGGGGAGAAUGGAACGACUAUCGAAGAGUUGUCAUACAGCCAGAGCUGAUUGUAGAUAAGGGCAGAGGCGAGAGAAUGGAAAUCCACCUUAAUAUGACCUUUCCCAGGCUUCCCUGUGAGCUCCUCACCUUGGAUGUCAUGGACGUAUCGGGUGAGCUCCAGACCGAUGUCGACCACGGAGUUAACAAAGUCCGUCUUAGCUCUCUUGCGGAGGGCGGAAGGGUAAUCGAUGUGACGGCAUUGGAUCUACACAAGAAAGACGACUCCCCCGCCCAUCUCGACCCUGACUACUGCGGAGACUGCUACGGCGUCCCUGCUCCCUCCAAAGCAAAGAAACCCGGCUGUUGCAACACCUGCGAUGAAGUUCGUGACGCCUAUGCAGAGAAAAACUGGGCCUUUGGUCGCGGUGAGGGUGUCAAACAGUGUAUGGACGAGGGCUACUCCCAGCGCAUCGACGAACAACGCAAUGAGGGAUGCCGCAUCGAAGGAAUCCUCCGCGUCAACAAAGUCGCCGGGAACUUCCACGUUGCUCCCGGCCGAAGUCUGACGUCUGGAAAUUUCCACGCCCACGAUCUGGAUAACUACUACCAUACCACCGUCCCGCACACAAUGACACAUAUCAUCCACAAGCUUCGAUUUGGUCCCCAGCUUCCAGAGGAGUUAUAUAGUCGAUGGAAAUGGACGGACCAAGAUGUGACCAACCCGCUCGACAAGACGGAGCACAAGACGGAAGAACCACGAUACAACUUCCUCUAUUUCGUCAAGGUGGUGUCGACGUCUUACCUACCGCUUGGAUGGGACGCUUCGUGGUCGAGCGAGGCACACGCUCAGUUCCACGACCAGGUCCCGCUCGGUGAACAGGGGAAAUAUUUCGGUUCCCAAGGAAGUAUCGAAACACAUCAGUACUCCGUCACUUCGCAUAAACGGUCACUCGACGCCGGCGAUGAUUCCGCCGAGGGACACAAAGAGCGUCAAUUUGCUCGUGGGGGCAUUCCAUCUGUCAUGUUCAACUAUGAGAUAUCACCGAUGAAAGUGAUCAAUCGCGAGACCAGACCAAAGUCUCUUUCAACAUUUUUGACUGGUAUUUGCGCCGUCAUCGGUGGGACAUUGACGGUUGCUGCUGCUGUUGACAGAUUACUUUAUGAAGGAGGCCUGAGGGUCAAGAAGUUGCACAAGAGUUGA
Molecule: messenger RNA, 1308 nt
Organism: Arthroderma uncinatum
Lineage: Eukaryota; Fungi; Ascomycota; Eurotiomycetes; Onygenales; Arthrodermataceae
Product: endoplasmic reticulum-Golgi intermediate compartment protein 3
Exons: 3
Coding region: 1-1308 (435 amino acids)
Biological process (GO): endoplasmic reticulum to Golgi vesicle-mediated transport; retrograde vesicle-mediated transport, Golgi to endoplasmic reticulum
Cellular component (GO): endoplasmic reticulum; COPII-coated ER to Golgi transport vesicle; endoplasmic reticulum membrane
Source: RefSeq, a predicted model, not a curated record